Messenger RNA from Penicillium lagena, 540 nucleotides. Its product is annotated as putative cystathionine beta-synthase (beta-thionase). The coding region runs from base 1 to 540 and encodes 179 amino acids. The transcript has 2 exons. The record is from RefSeq and is a predicted model, not a curated record. NCBI's taxonomy places the organism in Eukaryota, Fungi, Ascomycota, Eurotiomycetes, Eurotiales, Aspergillaceae.
AUGGCGUCGUACAUGACCGCCAGCGAGGCCUAUACUCGCGAGAAACAGGCAUCAGACCAAGUCAAUCCCACACCGCAAACAGCCUGGGCUGAUAAGUACCGCGGGGCAACGAUCCAAGACCUCGACCCUCCUCCCGCCCUUUCGGUCUCCCCCGACGACCCCAUCGCUGCAGCGCUCAUGGCCGCCUACGAACGCGACUAUACCCACCUCACCGUCAUCUCCGCCACGAAGCGCUCCCUCCUGGGCUACCUGAGCAUCCCGCGGUUAAAAGAACUGCUGCAGACCGGCGCGGUCAAGGAAACCGACCCCGUCUCCGCGGCCAUGCAGCGCUUCGUUCGGAAACGAGGCAUCUACCAGGUCAUCACGAUGGAGACUCCGCUCGAGGAGCUGGAGCGAUUCUUCGAGACCGACACGGCGCUCAAUGGCGAAAAGCGCGAGAAGCAGCAGUUUGCCGUGGUGACCGAUGCAGCCCGCAAGUUUGUGCUCGGUGUUGCGACCAAGGCCGAUUUGGAGGAGUUUGUCAAGCGAAGACCUACGUGA